CUGGUGCCUAGAGAUCUUACCUGGUGCAUUUUUCAGAAAACUAGGCGUAGUAGGGACUAAAGUUAAUUUGAAGUGGUGGAUACAUUGUGCGUGUGACAUUCUGAAAGAUCAUUUGACUCCACUCCUCGACAUGUAAGUUUUAUUGUGUGUGUGUGUGUGUGUAGCAUACGAUGUCGUCAGAAAUCGUUCCAGAGGUGGGCGCACCGGAAGACUGUCUAUCGAUGAUUUCGCCCGAUGACAUCGAGACGAUCCGAACUCUCUUCCAGCAGCGGCCUGAUUUGUGGGAUGAUUUCAAGACCCUGACUGAAGUUGUGGACUGUCUGAAUAACCACGUGACAGAUUACCAGAAAGUACACGGUUUGUUAAAGAGAAUCUAUGGCAGCACCAUUGUAAAUUCAGAGAAAGGGAGGGAAGCGUUCUCUCACUUUGCCGCCGCCUUACAGUUUGCUGAGAAAAGUGUGGAGUUUAUGAGGCAGACGAUGAUAAAGAAAGGGCUGACGUACAUCACACAGUUCACUUUACCGCACCCAGAUGUCGAGAGUUUAUGCUUAUUUUUAUUAAGAAGCAUAUUUCUUAAUUGUUCAUGCUCUAGCAAGGAGUUUGCCACACAACUUGCAAAGACAGGUGUGCUGCAGGACUUGAUGGAAGAUCUGAAGCACAUGAAGAAUCAGUCAGCUGAGCGUUUGAAGAAAGGUGAAGCUUUCAAACCGGCCAUAGGUAUCAUAAUCAACUGCUGUCGAACCUUUGAUGGAGUAGCCAUAGUUAGGGCAAUGAAUGUAAAGGACGACCUCAAACCUUUUCUUUCCAAAGAUGAUCAUGAUAUUCAAGCACUUGCGUUCUGCACCCUUAGUUUCCUCGUUGAAGACGAUGAACUGGACCUGCUUAAAGUCAACAAAUUGCUGCUGCAAUAUUGUUUCCAGUGUAUAUACGGGGCUGCAGACUCAAAAAGUGACGGCUAUAAUGGAUGGUUGAUGGAAGAAGUUCUAUCCCUCUUAUCAAGACUCGCCAGGAAUGAUUACAACAAGCGUUUGAUUUUACGAACUGGUGGGUUAAAAAUGCUGGGCAUGGUUCUUGAAAGUAGGACGGAGGUGGAGCAAGCGAAUGCAAUCAAGCUUCUGACUCAGCUUGCAGUGGAAGCAGAAGGCAAACUGCUGAUGCAGGCAGAUACCAGUCUUUUGAUGACUGUUUCAAAACUAGAAUCGGAUGAGAACAGACCAUUCCGUGAACAAGCUGCUGACCUUCUAAGGACAAUCCACGAAAUAAACACGACACCCGUCCAGCAAGAAAUACUAACACUUCUAAAGGACCGAGUGAACGCGCUGGCCAUCCUUGACACCAGUGAGGUCGGCUUUGUGCUCUGUCAGCUUCAGGUCCUCGCCACUGGAGGUCGCCACAACCACAAGGAAUACUCCGCCAUUCAGCUUCUAGAAGUCUUGUCACUCUUCGUCAAAAGAGACAAACAAAAACAACAGAUGACAACUCAAGGACUGGACACACUGUGCUGCUACCUGGGGAAAGGUGAGGAUGCAGAGAAAAGAUUGGUGCUUGGUAUCGUCCUGGAUAUUGUGUCCGACACGGAGGCUCUCAGAUUGGUAAAGAAUCACUCAGGUUUUGUUGCAUUGCUGGAUGGACUGCGAGCUUCUGAAAAUGAAGAGCUUUCUCAAAAGGCUAAUCUCAUCUUGUGUGCUAUUGACCAGAAAAUCUAGAAACUUGUCGUGUCUGAAGUAUAAUACUCAGUGGUAUUUGUAAGUUAG
Pomacea canaliculata is the source of this 1754-nucleotide messenger RNA. RefSeq lists its product as uncharacterized. The record is from RefSeq and is a predicted model, not a curated record. Lineage: Eukaryota; Metazoa; Mollusca; Gastropoda; Architaenioglossa; Ampullariidae. The transcript has 9 exons. Bases 171 to 1706 code for a protein of 511 amino acids.